AUGGACCUCAACGAACAGGUAAUUAGCCAGCUUGUUUUGGGACUGCUGAGAAUUGUAUCAAAAUAGCCCAGUCAGUCUUCUCAGCUGGUUUACUUGCCAGUUAGCUACCAAUAGUUAUCUGUGAUGUUAUCGUUUGUAAGCUAGCUAACGUUAGCUGAUGUUGCGCCAUAUAAUUAGGAAUGAGGAAGAAUACUUAAUUCAUUACCAAUUUAAUAGGAUCUAAAUUGCACACAGUUUUGCACGGACCAUUAGUUAACUAAAUAUUAAGUCAAACCCAUGGCAUGUCAAGUAGCUAGUUAGUUAGCUUGUUGGCGUUUUGGUGUGCCAGUUAACUAGUGAGUUGGCUUGUUAGCUGACGUUAAUGUUGCAAAUCAAUGUUAGCUAACGGUAACUUCUUUUGACGAUGUUCAGACAUGUUUGUUUAUUCUCUUUAGAUCAAGCAGUUGGAGACAGACCUGCAGGAGAUCAGCAGUCUUCUGGAGAAUUCUGAGAGAACACGUGUUCAGGAUGUCCUCAAACUGGAACAGAAUAAGAUUGAGAAGGAGAUUUCAGUGAAGCGACAUCAGAAAGAGCAGCAGGCAAAAAGGGAGGCAGACCCAACCUCUGCCUCAAAAGCAUACACAGUCAAAAUAAACAAUUAUGGUACUACUUUUGUAAUAUCUAAAAGUAUUAAUUACUUUCCUAGCAGCUCAGCUAGCAAACACUAAUGUAAAAAAUGUAGGUUACAGCAACUGCUGCUUUUACAAUGAAUGUAUGUUCUUUGACGCAGGGUGGGACCAAUCAGAAAAAUUGGUCAAAAUCUACAUCACACUCAAUGGCGUACACAAGAUUGCGCCAGAAAAUGUGGAGGUCACUUUCACAGAGAGGUAGGCUAUGCUUUAGUCAUGGCACAUUGAUAAAAGCUUCAAUCCCUUUUUUUGCUAUCUCUUACCUACUACCCAGACCGCGCGCAAGUUGAUUUUGUCCCCCCACACCAAACGCGAUCAGGACACGCAGGUUGAAAUAUCUAAACAAACUGAACCAAAUAUAUUAAUUUCGGGAUAGGUCGAAAAGCAUUAAACAUUUAUGGCAAUUUAACUAGCUAGUUUGCUGUUGCUAGCUAAUUUGUCCUGGGAUAUAAACAUUGGGUUGUUAUUUUACCUGAAAUGCACAAGGUCCUCUACUCCCACUAUUAAUCCACAGAUAAAAUGGUAAAAGUUUGUUUUCUAGUAAACUCUAUUCCAUCAGGCUUCUUCUUCUUUGGACUUUAUAUGGCGGUUGGCAACCAACUUUAUGGUGCAUUACCACAACCAACUGGACUGGAGCGUAGACCUCACGCGUGCGGUGUGGUCAGCAUGUUAGUCAACACUUAGCCUAUGUUUUUAUUUUUUCAUUUGAAAACUGAUCCAUUGUUUCCUGCAUACAGGUCUUUCGUUCUACUUGUAAAAGAUUUGGAUGGGAAGAACCAUCAAAUGACUAUCAAGAAUCUUCUUUAUCCUGUUGAUGUUCAGGACAGCUCUAAAAAGGUGUUUGAUUCUUUUAGAUUUCCAUCAUUGUAGACUGCAAUACCGUAUCUGGUCAAAGUGUAAAUUACAUAUCCCGUGUCAUAUCCUUAUUUGUUUUAUAGAUUAAAACGGAUAUGGUCCUGGUAAUGUGUAAGAAGAAGACUAUCAAGAAGUGGGAAUGCUUAACACAGGUGCAGAAACAGACCAAAGAAAAAGAGUAAGUCAAACACAAUUUAGUGUGGUAUGCCAAAUAAUUUCAUGGUUCAAGAUUGAAUCACUCUUAAUUGAUUAGACUUGUAAUAGAUAUUGAGCCUUACCUUUGACUGUGUUCAAGAUGUUUACUGCCAACACUUUUUAGAGUAAUACAUAACCUUGUCUCUUUUGCACAGUAAGCCCAGUGUAAACCCAGACGAGAAUGCUGAUCCUAGCGAUGGACUAAUGAGCAUGCUGAAAAAGAUGUACUCUGAGGGGGACGAUGAGAUGAAGCGCACCAUCAACAAGGCC
Coregonus sp. 'balchen' is the source of this 1988-nucleotide messenger RNA. The record is from the annotation of a GenBank genome assembly. Lineage: Eukaryota; Metazoa; Chordata; Actinopteri; Salmoniformes; Salmonidae.